Colossoma macropomum (tambaqui) is the source of this 2629-nucleotide messenger RNA. It is a transcript of the gene pex5lb, whose product is annotated as peroxisomal biogenesis factor 5-like b. Gene Ontology annotation, biological process: protein import into peroxisome matrix, docking. NCBI's taxonomy places the organism in Eukaryota, Metazoa, Chordata, Actinopteri, Characiformes, Serrasalmidae. Gene Ontology annotation, molecular function: protein binding. Gene Ontology annotation, cellular component: peroxisomal membrane; cytosol. The transcript has 13 exons. The record is from RefSeq and is a predicted model, not a curated record. The coding region runs from base 19 to 1785 and encodes 588 amino acids.
GACUCGAGGGUGGUUGCCAUGGUGCUGAAGGAGCUACCAAGUAAAGCAUCCUCAGAUGGAAACCCCCUCCGCAGCGUUACAACCAAGCUGGGCAGUGAGCACCAAGAGAGCCGUCCGUUACUGAGCCCCUCCAUCGAUGACUUCCAGAGCGAGAGCAGGAGUGAUGGAGCCACACGGCCGGUCACCUCCAACACAGCAGUCAUAUCUACAGCGCUGGACCUGGUGGACCUGAGUGAGCCCAGUGAGCGGAGGUGGAGCUGGGACCGGAGGAGCCCCCGCGGCCCCCGAAGAGCCGGGUCUGCCAAGGGCAGCUUCUGCAGGAAGAAAACAGAGGAGACAGAGCUCAUCCAGGUGGACACAGAGGAGUUCUCAACCGGCUCUUUCAAUGCUGAGAGAGCUUCUCUAGAUUCAGUGAGCAGCUCACCUCUGGAGAAAUGGGAGGACCUGAGCCUCCAUCCAGAUCGUGCCUUUAAUGGAGGGAGGACAUGGAGAUAUGAAAAGAAGAAGUGCACCUCACAUCACUCUUCCAGUGAGCUGCUCUGGUCGGCAGACUUUAAAAGCAGCCUCUCUAACAAACACGCCCUGGAGCUGAGCAUCAGCACAGAGUCUGACCCCGGGCCCACAUCUCAGCAGCCAAGGCUGAGACUGGGCAGCUCUCUGUUAGGCAGACAGCACUCUCUGGAGGAGGAGUUUGUGAGAGCCAAGGCCGCUGUGGAGUCAGACACUGAAUUCUGGGAUAAGAUGCAGGCGGAGUGGGAGGAGCUCGCUCGGCGGAACUGGCUGGAGGAUGGAGAGAGUGAAGGCCUGAUUCCGCUCAGCGUUUCGCCCAAUGAAAUGGGUUACUACUUCCACAUGGACAACCCAUAUAAAGAGUGGCCCAAUGCGUUUGAGGAGGGAGUUCAGAAAGGCCGUGAAGGAGACCUGAACAGCGCUGUUCUGCUGCUAGAGGCGGCCAUCCUGCAGGACCCGCAGGAUUCAGAGGCUUGGCAGGUGCUGGGGACCACACAUGCUGAGAACGAGAACGAGCAGGCAGCCAUCGCCUGCCUACAGAGGUGUGUGGAGCUGCACCCUAAUAACCUGAGUGCACUGAUGGCUCUGGCUGUCAGUCUGACAAACGCAGGGCAGCAGCAGGAGGCGUGUGAGGCGCUGCACCGAUGGAUCAGACACAACCCCGCCUACAGGCACCUCCUACAGGACCGCAGCCCACUGGACGGCUCUCCGCUGCCCAAACGCAGGGGCUCCUCCGUCUCCCCCAUCUCCAGCCUCGGAUGCUCCCAGCUGGUGGAGGUGUUGGAACUUUAUCAGGAAGCUGUCCAGCAGAACCCGGACAGUGUGGACCCUGACCUGCAGACCGGACUGGGCGUUCUCUUCAACCUCAGCUCUGAGUUUGAUAAGGCUGUGGAUGCCUUCAACGCUGCGCUGUCUGUACGGCCUGAGGAUUACCUGCUGUGGAACCGGCUGGGUGCUACUCUGGCUAACGGUGACCGCAGUGAGGAGGCUGUGGAGGCCUACACCAGAGCUCUGGAGCUACAGCCUGGCUUCAUCCGCUCCAGAUACAACCUGGGGAUCAGCUGCAUCAACCUGGGUGCACACAGGGAGGCGGUCAGCAACUUCCUAACAGCUCUGAACCAGCAGAGGAAGAACAGGAGCCACCAGGUGAUGUCCAGCAGCAUCUGGGCAGCCCUGCGCAUCGCCCUGUCGCUCAUGGACCUGCCUGAGCUUUUCCAGGCCGCCAGCAUCGGGGACCUGGACCUGCUCAUGAGGGCCUUCAACAUGGACAUGUAACCUGAUUGCCCCCCAAAAAAGCCCACCAAAUCGCAAAACAAUGCUGAAUUAGUGAUGGCCAUGCUAUACACCAGGUGCUUUGGUGUGAUGAAUAGCGCAGAUAAGGUUACUUCUAUUGUAAUUAUGGUAUAAUAGAGAGACUUUGUUAUUUGUUAUGGAUUUGCAGUUUGCACACAGGAGGGCAUGUACUCUAUAUAUGCAGAGCGAAAGGCAGUGAACGUGUGGAGAGAAAUGGAGAGAGAACAGAAGCACAUUUCAGAUAAGAUUAUAUUCUGUAAUUUUGAUUCUAGUGUUUCUUAUUGCAUCAUGAUUUGUAAAUCGAAUGCUCUUUGUAUACUUGAAUAUGAACCAAAUUGAUGCAGCAUGGAGGAAAUACAGAGAUCAGCACUUACUGACCUCACAUUCGUCCACUACACUCUUUGUUUUUGUAACGAGAUUGCACAUCCAUUUAAGGACAACUCAUUUUGUGUCAUAUUCAACGUGAUCAGUAUGUUAUUUAAAGGGAUAUUCUAGUUUUUUUAACCUGAUCUCUAUUUGCUGCGUCUGUAGCAUACGGUCGAUUACCGCACACAAUAAUUACUUUAAGAAUAAACGAACAAAAAUAUAUAAAAUAUAUAUAAUAUUUUAAAAAUUCAGUAAAAUUCGGUUUAGUCAAUUCAUUCAAUUUCUUAUCAAAUUACAAAAGUCUAACAUUAACAGAAAGUGAAGUGUAUUAUUAAUUGAAGGGGAAUUCCACCAAUUUUGCAAAAUUUCAUAAUUAAACGGUAAAGAUGUAACCAAAGUCAUUCAGAGAGGUUUGAUGCGAAACGCUCCAUUCUGGAGAAACUCACCGAUUUGUUCACAG